Molecule: messenger RNA, 393 nt
Organism: Fonsecaea erecta
Lineage: Eukaryota; Fungi; Ascomycota; Eurotiomycetes; Chaetothyriales; Herpotrichiellaceae
Product: 40S ribosomal protein S22
Exons: 2
Coding region: 1-393 (130 amino acids)
Biological process (GO): translation
Cellular component (GO): ribosome; cytosolic small ribosomal subunit
Molecular function (GO): structural constituent of ribosome
Source: RefSeq, a predicted model, not a curated record
AUGGUCAAGACAUCCGUGCUCAACGACGCUCUUAAGAGCAUCAACAAUGCCGAAAAGGCCGGCAAGCGCCAGGUCAUGAUCCGACCCAGCUCCAAGGUCAUCAUCAAGUUCCUGUCCGUCAUGCAAAAACACGGCUACAUUGGCGAAUUUGAAGAGGUCGACGACCACCGCAGCGGCAAAGUUGUUAUCCAACUCAAUGGCCGUCUCAACAAGACCGGUGUCAUCUCCCCUCGUUACAACGUCCAGCUCCGAGACCUCGAGAAGUGGGUCGUCAAGUUGUUGCCUUCCCGUCAGUUCGGCUACAUCGUUCUGACUACCAGCGCGGGAAUUAUGGAUCACGAGGAGGCCAGAAGGAAGCACGUUUCAGGGAAGAUCAUUGGCUUCUUUUACUAG